AUGUCUAUGAUGUCCGAUAACCGCUCAGUGACCCAUCCGUCGUCAUCUGGUGGCCGAGUCUUGCAGGCCAAAUUCAUCAGACCAGCCCAGAUGGCCCUAUUUGCGAGGGUUGCGUGCUAUCCGCCUUUGGGCGAGGUGACAUGCCUUAAACGAUCACAGGAAUUGGGAUCAGUAGACGAGGACAAGAUCCAAUUCACUGUAAUUCUUUCGUCUAGCACUUCGUUUCCAGAACGGAACUGGGAAGUUGAGAUCUGGCAUAACAUUCUGCAAAACGACCAUUGGAUGUCCCUCCCAUUGACGAGAUCGAAACCAUCAUUCAAACCGACAGUUAUCGGAAACACGGACGAUGUACAAAACUAUCACCAUUAUCUAUACUCGUCAGAGCUGGAGUUACCGUGUUUUGCAGGGAGAGGUACAUUCACAGUUCGCUAUAGGACAGGUCCCGAUACAGACUGGCAAUGGGCAAAUCAGAGGAGUUGUGUCAAAGACGGAGAGAUAGUCUUUGGGGAAAAAAAUCGUGUUAUACUGUCCAAUAUAAAUACUGCGUUGGAAUCCGGUACUGGAUACUCGCCGAGAAGCGCAAUAGGAGAAUAUAUUCAAGGGUUAUCGACGCAACUGGAAGUUCAGGCAAGGAAAAGUGAAACGCCGAACGCACUACUAUGGAGCAUUACAGGGACUGCACCACCUGCAGAGGGUGUGGCAUCGGGAAGAGCCGAAGUAUCUCUCGGCAUACCGAAGUCAUAUCUACGCUACUUUUCGUUGGUGCGAGUGUGGAGUCCUUGGCUCGCCCCAAGACACGGAGCAGAUAAAUUCAGGUUAACAGAAGACGCUGUGCUCUGUUCAUUUCUAAGAUCAGAUGGUCUGAACUUGGUUCUUCUUGCCGUAUCAGGCGUUAACGACGUUCUCACCCUAUUUGGGUCUGGGGCGGAUGGUGACAUCGUGGCAAAGGCUAGGAAUGAAAACACCGAAGAAGCUAAAUUCCAAGUACUUGCAUCUGUCUCAGAGAGCUUCGAGCUUUGUAUAAGCUCGUUGAUUUAUGAGGCUCGAAAGGUUGUUCAAAAUUCAAGUACUGCAGUCGAAUUGCCUGUUGUAUCCGACUUGCCGCCAGAACCCAGCUCUCCCAUUAGCGACGACAUGGUUAUCGUAGGAGACGAUGCUCGUACUCAAUGGCUUGCUGACUGGUACGAGGGUCUGUCGUAUUGCACUUGGAAUGCGCUCGGUCAGAAUCUAACCGAAGACAAAAUACUUGACGCUCUUGAUGUAUUGAAGUCCCACGGAAUCAAAGUUGUAAAUCUGAUUAUUGACGACAACUGGCAAUCCCUUGAUAAUGAAGGAGAAGAACAAUGGAAUCGUGCUUUGAAAAGCUUUGAAGCCAACAAAACAGGGUUUCCUUCAGGUCUACGGCAUACAACUAGCGUCAUACGGCAGCGGCAUCCGAGUAUUGAGCAUAUUGCAGUUUGGCAUGCCCUCAUGGGUUACUGGGGUGGUAUUUCUCCCACCGGGGACCUAGCACAAAAGUACAAGACCAAAGAGGUUGAGAAGAAGGACUCCGUUGCUGGUGGUAAAAUGCUAGCAAUUGAUCCUGAUGAUAUCAAUCGGUUCUACAAUGAUUUCUAUUCGUUUUUAACCUCGGCUGGAAUUGAUGCCGUAAAGACAGACGCCCAAUUUUUCAUUGAUCUGCUGGUCAGUGCAGAGGACCGAAAGCGAUUCAUCUCAUCAUAUCAGGAUGCUUGGACAAUUUCUUCCCUCAGAUACUUCGGCACUCGCUCCGUCUCAUGCAUGUCAAUGACACCGCAGAUAAUCUUCCACUCUCAUAUCCCGGUCAACAAGCCCAGUAUCCUUGUUCGUAACUCCGACGACUUUUUCCCAGAUAUUGCCGAUUCUCAUCCUUGGCACGUAUUUUGCAAUGCUCAUAAUUCCCUUUUGUCAGCUCAUUUGAAUAUUAUUCCUGAUUGGGACAUGUUUCAAACAAGUCAUCCAUAUGCCUCAUUUCACGCCGCUGCUAGGGCUGUAUCGGGGGGGCCAAUUUACAUAACUGACAAGCCAGGUGAGCAUGAUAUCGAACUGAUAAAUCAAAUAACGGCGCCUACUACUCGAGAUACCACUGUUAUACUCCGUCCAAGUGUCGUAGGUCGCACACUGGAUGUCUACCACAACUAUAAUGAAGGGAAUAUUCUCCGUAUUGGAGCUUACAGCGGUUGGGCUCGCACCGGAAGCGGUAUUCUUGGGCUUUUCAACAUCAGUCCAGCGGAUGUCUCGACCAUUGUUCCACUUAACAUAUUUCCAGGUAUCGACACAAGCACGGCAAAUUCAAGCACCUCAUUUCCCGUUCAUGACCAUAGUAAUGGCGAUGCCAGCUAUAUAAUUCGAUCGCAUUCAACCGGCGUUGUCAGCGAUAUCAUGACACCGACUGGAGCACAUUCUUUGGUUUCUGUUUCCCUUGCAACCAAGGGUUGGGAGAUAUUAACUGCAUAUCCUCUCCGUGCAUUCACACUCGAAGGCAGUCGUGGCUGUGCCUCAACGUCCUCCUCGAUGACCUCCUUGCUGACCCAUGUUGCUGUGUUAGGUCUCAUCGGCAAGAUGACGGGUGUUGCUGCAGUGGUCAAUUCAGAUGUCACAGUUGUUGAAAGUGGGCGCCUGAGGUUUGACAUUAACCUGAAAGCUCUAGGCGUACUCGGCAUUUAUCAUUCCAAGCUUGAAAGUAGGGAUAUUGAUAAACAUGUUAUGGUAAUGAUUUCAGGACUCGCAGUACCAAGAGAGACUGUGUGGAAGGAUCGAGACAAUGUCCUCGCGGUAGACGUUCUCCAGGCAUGGAAGGCGCUGAAAUUAGACACUGGUUGGAGUAACGAGGUACGAGUGCAGGUAUUCAUCAGUUAA
This is a messenger RNA of Talaromyces marneffei, 2877 nucleotides long. RefSeq lists its product as uncharacterized. Bases 1 to 2877 code for a protein of 958 amino acids. The transcript has 3 exons. Lineage: Eukaryota; Fungi; Ascomycota; Eurotiomycetes; Eurotiales; Trichocomaceae. The record is from RefSeq and is a predicted model, not a curated record.